Molecule: messenger RNA, 729 nt
Organism: Salvia miltiorrhiza (redroot sage)
Lineage: Eukaryota; Viridiplantae; Streptophyta; Magnoliopsida; Lamiales; Lamiaceae
Exons: 2
Coding region: 1-729 (242 amino acids)
Source: RefSeq, a predicted model, not a curated record
AUGGCUCUGUAUGAAGCUCUUUAUGGAAAGAAGCGUAGAUCACCACUUUACUGGGAUGAAGUUGGUGAGAGAAAAGUGUUAGGACCUGACACGGUCGCAAAGAUGAUUGAGAUUGUUCGAAAGAUAAGGCAGAGGAUCAAAGAAGCGCAAGAUAGACAGAAAUCUUACGCAGAUACCCGCCGCACAGAGUUACAUUUCGAGAUAGGAGAUAAAGUUUUCUUGAAGGUUUCACCCUCGAAAGGGAUAAAUAGAUUUGGGGUAAAAGGGAAGCUUAAACCCAGAUUUAUCGGCCCUUAUGAGAUCUUGGAAAAGAUAGGUCCAGUAGCAUAUAGGUUGGCUUCGCCGCCUAGCUUUGAAAAUGUGCAUAACGUGUUUCACGUAUCACAAUUGAGGAGAUAUGUUUUCGACCCAAAGCAUGUGGUCUACCAAGACGAAAUGGUCUUAGAACCAGACUUGAGUUAUGAAGAGAGUCCCGAGAUAAUUCUAAAUCGUAAGAUCCAACAAUUGAGAACCAAAUCAAUUGCAUUGUUGUUGGAUAACCGCGAGAAGAAGAAGCAAGCGAUGGCUGAGAAUUUUGAUCUUGAAGCUAUGUGGCGUAUUAUUGCAGAACUGCAGAGGCAGCUGAAUGAGCGAAGACAAAUUAAAGAGGCCAACAGACGUGCGCAGCCUCCUCCACCACCUUCACUACUCGAUUACAUGUACCAAUCUCAAGUUGGGCAAUUUGAUUGA